Cheilinus undulatus (humphead wrasse) is the source of this 5295-nucleotide messenger RNA. Its product is annotated as zinc finger and BTB domain-containing protein 12-like. The record is from RefSeq and is a predicted model, not a curated record. NCBI's taxonomy places the organism in Eukaryota, Metazoa, Chordata, Actinopteri, Labriformes, Labridae. Gene Ontology annotation, cellular component: nucleus. The coding region runs from base 372 to 2090 and encodes 572 amino acids. The transcript is spliced from 5 exons. Gene Ontology annotation, molecular function: DNA-binding transcription factor activity, RNA polymerase II-specific; protein binding; RNA polymerase II cis-regulatory region sequence-specific DNA binding. Gene Ontology annotation, biological process: regulation of transcription by RNA polymerase II.
AAUGAACGUGCCGCGUCAUCACCUAACCCCCGCCCCCGCCAUUGAUUUGUUUGAGAACCGCUGAUCAGAAGUCAGCGUGCGUCUUCUGAAUGUGGAGCUAACAGCAAGGAGAGGAUUUCCAGGAGAACCGAUUCACAGUCAGGCGGAGGAAGACUGGGAGGCUUUUAUGUGUUGUCACGAUACAGACUUCCUCCAAAAAGGGGCAAAAAGUAAACAGAAAUCGAGGUCGCGGUUAGUCGCUAAUGGCAACAGGGAUGAGGAAGUGCUGCCAGCUAACUAACGUCGCCUCAGUCUACGGCUGUCCUCCUGAAACAAAACAAGGCUUUGAUUUUUAGAAACCUCGAGGCACAUUCGUUGAAAAGACGGACAACAUGGAGAUGUUGUGUUUCCGCUUACCAAGCCAUGGGGACACGACCCUCAAGCACAUGAACACACUGAGGUCCCGCCAGCACUUCUGUGACGUCACCAUCGUGGCCAGCAACAACCAGACAUUCAGAGGUCAUAAGGUGGUGCUGGCUGCCUGCUCGCCCUUCUUAAGGGACCAGUUUCUCCUCAACCCGUCCUCCAAGCUUCAGGUGUCACUGCUCUACAGCUCAACAGUGGUGUGUGAUCUGCUUCUGUCUUGCUACACUGGCAUCCUGCAGUUUAACCCGGAGGAGAUUGUCAACUACCUUACCGCUGCUAGCUACCUGCAGAUGGAGCACAUUGUGGAGCGCUGCCGUGGAGCUCUGAAGAAAUAUGUACAGCUUAAAAACCCAAACUCACCAAAGACAACUACAGAUGAAAGCCUGUCCCGACCAGUGAUUGUAAGCGGGAGCCUUCAUUCCUUUCCGUCUGAGUCUCCUCCCUUGAACCAAUGCUCUCCUGUGGAACCACACAGUCCUGUAGUCUGCUCAGUGGAGGAGAAAAGUCAUAUUGUGUCUGCUCAGGGUGGCAGUCAGAACAAUGAUGACAGCCCCAUGCUGGAGGAGGCUUGUAUUAAGGUGAAUGGAUCAGAUGAGGAGGAGGAGGCCAGACAGGAGGACUACAAUGUGUUCAAAGUGUACGUCUCUGAAGAAGAGCAGCUGAACAGAGAGGGAGACGAGGAGAGAGGAGCUCCCUCUGAUGGAGCUCAGGAGGGGUGUUACCCAGAGACAGACGGUGUUGUGAUUGGCGGAGAGAGCGGAGAAUUUGACUUAAAUCCAACAGAAGAUGAAGUUGGUUUUGGGGAAAUUUCCGUGGAGGGGCUACGUACUUUUAGGCGCCGGCUCUCUGACCCUACAAUUGGCCGUGGCAGAGGUAAAGGCAGGGGGCGGGGUUUUAAGAGGAAAAGGUGGAUGACAUCACUGGAGAAAAGAGCUCCUAGCGUGAGCCAGCAGCAGGAGCUGUGGUAUCUUGCAGGGAUGGGAGGAAGUUUAGGGCUUGACUUCAGCCAGGAUGGGCUUAAAAGAGGAGGCUAUGUUGCUGUUGAACUCCCACAGUUAGACUUUGGCAUGAGUGACAAUCAGGGAGAGAAGCUGUCACCAAUGGGUGCCAACAGUUUGAGUCAUUAUGCCCUGGAAGAGUCCGGUGCAGGAGAGGGGAGCUCAGGAAUGACAGCUGUAGGAGCGAACGAAGGAGGAGACGAGUCUGUGGCUGUGGUGGGAUCCACUUCAAGCGUCGCUGGGCCUGUGAUCUGUGAGCAUUGUGGCAUGACGUUCCCCUCUCCUCACUCCCUUGCCCUCCACACCCGCUCCACCCACCUGCUAUAUGCCUGCCCUUGCUGUGGAAAACACUUCCACCAUGCUGCCAACCUCACCCGACACAUGGCUGUGCACAGAGGUGGCGGCAAAUCCCACCAGUGCCCCCUCUGCUACAAGACAUUCACACAGAAAUCCACACUGAUAGACCACAUGAACCUCCACAGCGGCGAGCGGCCACACCACUGCGCCUACUGCCAUGCCCGCUUCGCCCACAAGCCAGCUUUACGGCGUCACCUGAAGGAGCAGCAUGGCAAAACCACCGGGCAGAACUCACUGCAUGAGCAGGAAGAGAGGGAGAGAGCGAGAGGAGCCGCUGGAGCAAUACGAGAGGAAGAGCAAGAAUGUUUGGUGACGGAGCAAGUGUCUUAGACCAAAGUAUUACAGAUCAGAAACACUAUUACAGUGAUAAGCUGUCAUGGGCAGAUCUCAGACUGACAGGUCAAAAUGUCCACAUGGUUAUCAAGGAAGGGCUUGCCAAGCCGUUUUCACUCAUACGCUCCUGAAAAUUUCUAGGAAUUGGCUGCCUUUGAAAUCUUCCUGAAAUGCUUGUUCACAUAUUUUCCUCACAGCAGGAAGUUUCCCUUGGAAGGGGAGUCUCAGAAGAUGAGUAAUGACCUAAAAUGUUGUGCCAAAAUAGCAGACUUGCAACAAAGACUGGUGCUAUAAUGGGUUAUUGCCCUUAUAUCCAUGCUACAUGUGAUUAGACAUAUCCAUAAAAUCUAUAAAGCAGAAAACAAAAUGAAACAGCUGCAUUUUGAGCAUUAAGAUCCUGAAAAUUUCCCCAAAAUUCAGUGCAAACAGCAUGUGUGAACACAAUCAGACACGUUCUAACCAUCAUCACCCCAUACACAUCCUCUUUUUGGUUAACGUUCCAAAAUAUUUCAUGCUGCAUCCACACAUCAGCUCAUCAAGACCUCUUGUGAAAAUUUUACUAGCAGGCUGGCAGAUAAAAUCUUUUAUAAAGUUAUGGAUAAAAUUAUCCUUUUGUGUUCACACAUGCAGAAAUGUUGAGGAAAUUUUCCAAGACAGUCUGGUUGCACUGUACAUUUCUGACGUCCACUCUCAUGGACUGUUCAUCUGAGAUACAAUCUCUUUCAGAAUGGAAGUGUUGUAGUUUGCUGGUCCGACGUGUUUUCCAGUUUUAGUUAAAAAAAAUCAUCCAUCUAUAAACAAAGUCUGGCUGUGAUAUUCAUGAAAUAACCACAUUAGAAACAUUACAGACACAGCAACAUUUAAAUGAACAGAGAAACAGAUUAGAGGUCUGAUUAGAUUAAACUUGGUAUGCACCUGUUUUAGAAGUAGUUACACGUACAGUGGCUCACUUCAGCAUCAUUAGCUUUAACUAAAGCUAACAUAGCUGUGCUAGCUGCGUUAUUAAUGAUUCUACUUAAGCAAAUGUAGCCAAGUCAGCUUUAGCAUAAGCUUUAGCAAAUGUAGAAAAGCUAACAAAGCUACGUAGUUUACGUAGCUGCUUUGUAAGCGUAGCUUUUGCUACAUAGCUACAUUAUCUACAUAUGUUACACAUCUAACUGAGCUACGUAAACCAUGCUUGAUGUUUUAAAAUGUUUUCAUGGAGGAUGAGCUUUUUCCCCUGUAAGAAGACUGUUUAAUCUGCUUUAUUAUACGUUUUGUAAUUAGAUUUUGCAGGGCAGGCUUUUAACUUCUGGUAUUUUAUCAUUACCCUAACCCUAAGCAGAAGUUUAAUCCUUGUUUUUUUUUUUUCUUUUUGUUUUUUUUUCUUUUGAAAAGUUUUAAUGUGCAUUUCUGUUCUGACAGUGAUGGAGUCUAGGAUGAAUUCUGUGAGUGUGGCUGUCAGAGAUGUAUGGUCUGCAGACAGACCCCUGUCAAAUUUUCUGUGUGUUUAUGCAUGUGUGAAUAAGGCUUCAGAGGACUUUUAAAUCUUUAAUGUGGGAAUAUACCUUUUCAUGUAAAAUUAUGUUUUUGCAUGAAUAUAUGCAUCACUUGUGAUGGCGUAGGGUUAAAAAUACUGUUAGUACUGUAUUUAACCCUCGGUAUAGGAGACGUUUGAGCAAAGCAGGAAAAUCAAAGGGGUUACCAAAAACUGUAUUGUUGACUCUGCUGUAUUCAGCCGUGACAGUGAGAACACUAUACAGUAAGGAGCCUGAAUAGCUAAAUGGAGUUCAGACCUCGUUAUUUUGAUAACUACUCCUGUGCGUCUCUCACUGCGUUAGUGUUUCGAAUAACAGAGAACUGUAUUCUACAGGUGAGCUCAGUUUGAUCCUGGAAGUCAGAAAUUCCAAGAUGCCAGUUGGAUCAGGAGUGGAAAGAGUACGGAACUACGGUGCUAAAGUAAAAAUGAAUUUUAAAAGUAGAAGAACUGGCCAAUAAAUAUACCCAAGUGAAAGUAAAAUGUGUUUAAAGUUUACUUUAAGUACUGAGUAGCUACUGAGGAGUUGUACAGUAAAAUAUCAGUCCUUAUUGGCAAUGACAACAGGGGAAUAUGGAUCUCCAACAAGAUUAUUCAGGUAGUUGCACCUUUAUGAUGAAGUAAAAUCCAGUAGUUCUUAUGAGAUGAGAUGUAGAAUCAAUCUCUUGCUAUGUGCAACCGACUGUCAUGUGCUGUCACUUACCAGCCAGUUUUAUAUCAUUGACAGAAAGCUAGAACCUUGUUUUAACUUUUAGUCUUUGUUUUUUCACUCCAUACUUGAUGUUUUUAAAAAGUACAAUACUUCCCCAAAAUACAAUUAAGUAAAAGUUAACUACUGAUUUCAAAAUGUACUCAAAAAAGUACAAGUACACAAAUAAAGCCACUUAAUUAUUGCAAUUUGAGUAAAUGUUAUUAGUCACUUUCCACCCCUAAGUCAAGUCAUAACCUCAGAGUCCUGAGUUACCAACUCAUACCCCAUCAACUGGGAAUUAAUAUUCCACGCUGUGACAUCCGACUUUCAAGGCUAAUGGAAACACUGUUUGGCUAUGCCAGUGUCUUCGGCAUCUUUUGGAAGAAACAUUUUAAGGCAAGUUGCACCAUAGCGGCACAACAAAGGCUGUUACAUUUUUCAGUUGCCUUCAAAUGCAGCCUACAAAUCCCUAUGUCUUUCCAAGGCCAUUAAGGAUCCAUUGGGUUCCUCUUUCAUGGCUUCAUGCCCCAAGAUUCACUGUGUGCCAAUUAAAACAAAAUGGUGGACUCUUAAGUAGGUAAGUAAUACACUUUAAAUGUAAGAAAUUUGCUACUUAUACUCCAGUCCAGGGAACAGGAGCGGCACUUAGCAAUGAAAGGGUUCGGCCAGAGAUAGAAUGAUCUGUUGACCUGACAGUUUAGUUUCAGUUCAUCUUGAGCAGAAGGUGUAGGCUGGGUUAUUGUGAUUACUGCCAUACAGAGCCUGAGACUGAAGCUUAAUGGAAUUCAGCUUUUUACCUUGGCUUUUUUUUUUUUAAUGCCUGUGCUUCUCACACUGUGAUUUAGACCUGCCAUUUUUGUGUCCUUAAAUGGUUCGAUUAGUUUUAACUGAGAAUUUGAAUAUCAAAGUUGAAAGUGUGUAGUAUGUGUUGAGUGUGAUGACUGGUUACUGUUUAAAGAAAAGAUGAUGUAAAUAAAAGAACUGGAAGCUUUCAA